AUGCCAUCGAGACCCAACGCUCGCCGGGCGGCGAUGUACAACACUCCCGCCAUUCGCACCGGUGGCUUCGGGGCCCUGCAAGUCGAGGCGAUAACGAAUCGGCCUGCUUCCAUCGCACGACGACAUCUCGCGGCGAGCUCUCUGCGAAUGCGCAACAUCGAACCCGAAGAGCUGAGUUCGAGCGAAUGGGUGCGAUUCCUGGUUAUGGAGGAGAGGGAAAGAGAUCGCUUCAUCGACCAGUUCAUUACUCAAAGGCGUAGGGACAGCAGUGGCUCUUCCAGUGGAGAGGAUGGAGACUUUUCGCCUGAUAGGCAGGUUCAAUAUGACAAGGCGGAAGAGGCGAGACUGGAAGCCCUGGAGGCCAGGUAUGUACAACAAAGAUGGACGGCGUCAUAGAGAGUGGAUGCUGACUCGCAGCAGAGAUGAAGUGGGACCAUCACCAGGCCCCGUAUCGCCCACUCCGCGACCUGCACAUGUCCGCAGUCAAUCCAGCGGCUCUACGCCCUUUGUCAGUCUAUGGGCUCGCCACUUGGACGAGAUGGAGCGAAACGAACGGACUGACGCCGGACCGAGCACGUACAGUGCAAUGCGUCCGAGACACACCCGCCGAGAAGUCGACGACUUCGACGCGCCUCCAGCUUACAGCACCAUUGUCCGACCGUCCACGCCGCCUCCCGCCUACGAGCCUCGUUCAGACGACGAAGGCGAGGGCUCAUCGGGCCCAUCGCGGAUACGAAGGUGGAGCAGUAGCGUUUUACUGAACCGUUUUUAG
This is a messenger RNA of Lecanosticta acicola, 772 nucleotides long. Lineage: Eukaryota; Fungi; Ascomycota; Dothideomycetes; Mycosphaerellales; Mycosphaerellaceae. The record is from the annotation of a GenBank genome assembly.